UAUGUAAAACCCAAAGUCUUUUUUUCUUGUUUUAUUCAACUUUUCUUUUAAUGAAAGAUAAGUGAAUGAAUAAAAUUAAUUUAUGAAAUCAACAAUCAAAAUUUGGCUUAUUAUCUUAAAAACAAAUUAAUGUUUAAAUAGAUACACGAGGCACGAUGCUCGAUGCUUUGCAUUAACCUUUUUAUUACAUUUUUCUCCACACGUGUAAAAUGAUAUAAACCGUUUAUCCUACACCAGCGAAACAGUUUACUAUAUCUCCGAUUUCCCUGGCCUCCUGUUUCUCAAUAUCUCCCAGCCAAAUUAUUUUACUUUCUUCUCCUUCAAUGUCCCAAUCCCAAAUCUUUAAUUGAAUUAUAAUCCAGAAGAAACAAAAAAUUAGAGCCCGUGAUGGGUCCUGAAUCAACAUCAUCGUCGACGCCAUCCCCAAAUGGGAAACGAAGCAGAGACCCCGAAGAUGAGGUUUAUCUCGACAAUCUCCGUUCGCACAAGCGUUACCUCAGUGAGAUAAUGGCGUCUAGUUUGAAUGGAUUAACUGUUGGGGACCCACUUCCUGAAUAUCUCCUAGAAUCUCCUGCUAGGUCUGAAAGCAUGUUCUAUCCCAGGGAUGAAAUGCCAUGCCAAUAUUCACCAAUGUCGGAAGAUUCAGAUGACUGGAGAUUCUUUGAAACACCAAUGAACACUUGCUUCCCGCAUUCUGAUAGCCUGCCUACUAGUCCACCAUAUAAAUAUCAAAGACCACUGAAUGCUUUCUACUCCACUCCUUCAACCAGUUCAUAUUCUUUACCUGGAAAUGUCAGUGCUGUUACUUGUUCACAGCCUCGCAAAAGAGGCUCAGAUACAGAGGGCCAAUUUCCAUCCUCACCAAGUGACAUUUGCCACUCUGCUGACUUACGCAGAGCAGCACUCAUGCGGUCUGUACAUAUGAAAACACAGCCAGCUAGUUCCUCAUCUUUAGAAUUGCAAUUUGGUUCAGGCCAAGAGAAUUCGCUUAGUAUUGAAGCUGAGGAACGGCCAUGCUCAUUUGUGAAGUCCUUAAUCUGUGACAGUGAAUAUCAGACUGAAGAGUGUUCCUCAACGAGUAUCUCAGAGCCUGAAUUUAGUCGAGAGAAAUCUUGUGGUGUGUCAAAUAUGGAUUUGAAAGGGGAUGAAUCCAGGGCCAUAGAUGGUUUUGGGAAAUGACUGAUAAAACCCGCCUUCAACAUCAUUUUGAACUUACCUUCUCCGUAGGAUUGACCCAUUGUUGGAGCAGGUAAUUGAUUUUGCCAAAGUGAAGCGCAGAGCAAUACUUUUCUGGAUCCUUGAAGAAAUUGAAUAUUCUUGAUUUCUUCGUCUUUUUUUGCACUGUUCCUGAUAUCGGAGCAACGUCCCCGUUGUAAAUCAGAAUUCUUGUUUUAAAAACCUCAGUUUCAACAUCUCCAAAUUUUAUUUCAUAA
Molecule: messenger RNA, 1433 nt
Organism: Gossypium arboreum
Lineage: Eukaryota; Viridiplantae; Streptophyta; Magnoliopsida; Malvales; Malvaceae
Exons: 3
Coding region: 388-1179 (263 amino acids)
Source: RefSeq, a predicted model, not a curated record